Sorghum bicolor (sorghum) is the source of this 2363-nucleotide messenger RNA. Its product is annotated as protein gamma response 1. Bases 140 to 1978 code for a protein of 612 amino acids. Gene Ontology annotation, biological process: double-strand break repair via homologous recombination; DNA double-strand break processing involved in repair via single-strand annealing. The transcript has 3 exons. NCBI's taxonomy places the organism in Eukaryota, Viridiplantae, Streptophyta, Magnoliopsida, Poales, Poaceae. Gene Ontology annotation, cellular component: site of double-strand break. The record is from RefSeq and is a predicted model, not a curated record. Gene Ontology annotation, molecular function: damaged DNA binding; double-stranded DNA binding; flap-structured DNA binding.
AGCGAGCAGUAGCAGCGAGGGAAACAUUUGAAAAUCAUUUUCACAUUUCGGAGUGAGGCACUGAGGCGAGCGCGGGCGGCGGCCGGCGGCGAGGAAGGCUACUGCUAGGAUCAACCCGCUGUGAAAUCGGGUCCCCGAGAUGGAGGGGAAGGCGCUGGCCGUCGAUUGCGGUGGCGCUGGCGUCGACGCGGCGGAUGAUCUCAAGUACAUCUCCGGGCUGAGCACCAUUCUCGUGGCCACCAUCCAGGAAGUGAAGGACCAGGUCUCCCAGAUGGAGUUCAUCUUCUGCAGCCAGCUCUUCCCGCACAUCCAGGCCAAGUCGAAGCUCGUCCAGGCGCGUCUCGCUGACGCGGUGAAGGCUGGUGAGGCUGAGUGGAGGAAGAGGGAGGCUGGCCUGGUGAACCAGCUGGAGGAGGCCAGCCGUGGUAAGAUGCUCGCGGAGGAGAGGUUACUGCAACUGGGCACCUCUCUUGAGGAGAUGAAGGGGAAGCUUGCGGAUUCAGAGCAAUUGGCUGCAAGGCAUGAGGCUGAGAAGAAACAGCUUCUGGGGAGGUUGGAGGAUGCGAUGAAGAAAGGUGAGGGGGUACAUCAGCUCCAGAGGGAGAUUGAGGAGAAGGACGCUGAGGUGGUCAGGGAAAGAGAGGCACAUCAGAAGCUGCAGCAGCAGGUUGUGCAAUUGGCUGCAAUGCAUGAGGCCGAGAAGAAACAGCUUCUGGGGAGGUUGGAGGAUGAGAUGAGGAAAGGUGAGGUGGUACGUCAGCUCCAGAGGGAGAUUGAGGAGAAGGCCGCUGAGGUGGUCAGGGAGAGAGAGGCACAUCAGCAGUUGCAGCAGCAGGUUGAGCAAUUGGCUGCGAGGCAUGAGGCUGAGAAGAAACAGCUUCUGGGGAGGUUAGAGGAUGAGAUCAGGAAUGGUGAGGUGGUACCUCAGCUCCAGAGGGAGAUUGAGGAGAAGGCCGCUGAGGUGGUCAGGGUGAGAGAGGCACAUCACCUGCUGCUGCAGCAGGUUGACCUGAAGGAUAAGGGUCUACUUCUGGAGCAGAGCAAGCGGAGGGACUUGAUUGAGGAUUACACUCAGCUGAAGACAAACUACAAGCAUUUGAAGUCUCAGUACACCUUUCUUCUUGGGAAGAUUGACCAUCAUGAAGGCUCCAAGCCUCCUGGGGACAUUCCUGUAGAUACAAGAAAUACUGAAGGUCCUCCAAGUAAGAGGAAGUUCAAAGAUUUGGAGCACAUAAACAAGGAGGGCAUCCAGGUUCUUUCCAACACAAGAGACCUGAAGAAUGACUCUGCUCUAGGUGCCAAAGGUGAAGCUGCCCAACAUGCUAGUUCAGUGAGGAGUCCAUUCAGAAACUCACACCAUGCCCUGCCAUCUCGCCCAACUAAUCCAUUGCCAAAUCAUGCUGCCAAUAAUUCAAAACUACAUGCUUCAACCAGCGUCGCUGCCCCAAGUCUAAAUUGGAGGGAGACCCGUGCACGCAAAGAACCAGGUGUUGCUGAUCCACAUGAUGAUUUCCUUGAUACACCUCUGGAAGCUGUCAAGAAUACCAUCAGGAACCCUACAACUCCAGAAGAAGCACAGGCUCUUGCCGCCUCUCCUCCUCAAGACAUGGAAUUCAACAAUUCAGAUGAUGAAACCCAAGAUAUGAAUAUUGCAACUCAAGCCCUCCGGAACAUCUCCAAUAUGCCAGUUCCCAGACAGCAAAACACAAUAUCAGUACAGCCACCAAAGAAAGAUUUCAAAUAUAGAGAAUCAGUGAGAAAGAAAGCUGAUCGGGAGAACCUAAAAGGUGUUGAGUGCAAGCAGUGCAAGAAGUUUUAUGAUGCUGUUCUUCCUGGUGGCCAUGCAAAUGACAAUGGUGCUGGCUCUACAAGCUUAAGAUGUGAGCACCACGAUGGUGUAUCAAGGCAUCGGUACAGGUACGCGCCGCCUUUGACACCGGAAGGGUUUUGGAACAUUGGUUUUGAAUCAGAAAUGUAGCAGUACAUGAAGUAGCAGGAAACCUUAAUGCAUGUCCUCGGUCACCCCAACAUAUUGUAGCGAUGUCUACAAUAAAUUGUAUUUUCUGCUAAAGUUGGGGAAGUGAUCAUCGUGUGAUUAAGAUUGAUGGUAGGCAGUAGCUACUGUCAAUAUGUUUAAGAUAGAAUGCAGUGUCAGCUAUUGCCUUUUGUGGAUUCAUCAAGUUGACCAUUUUGUAGUGAACCACCUACCAUUGGAAAGCAGUUCUCCUUUUUUUUUUUAAAUGUAAAGGAGACAUCUGAAUAACAGCGUACAUCAACAGCAAAACCUCUGGCCUUGUACUGUUAUACUUAUUAUGUUCAUUCUUUCAGCUGUUUGCAAUUUACAUCAGUAUAUUCAGUUGUUU